AUGGAAGAUCCGAUAAACAUAUUUCCACCGAAAAAGGCUGCGCAAUUCGACGAACAAGGGAGGCCUUUCCAUCCCUUCUUCUAUACUAGGAUACCCAAUUAUUAUCAAGCCCUUUAUGACAUGGUUGAGCACAUGGAAAAACUGGAUAAAAUACAGGAUGACGAGAUACGUCAGGGGCUUCAGCCAAGUGCUGAGAAUAAAGCUGACCUGGCGUCAUCCUCUUGGUUACCACAGGCGGACAUGGAGAAAUUAUUCCUCGAGCCGCUGAUGGAGAGACAGUACAAUUAUUUCGUGACAUCUGCGGAACGACUCAUGAACCACCCAUAUUCAGCUGUCUGCAAGGAGUUCCUCAUGCGAUUCAGACGAGUGCACAAGACAAACAUUACUGGUCUAGUGAUUCCCCCCUUGGAGUAUGAUGAACACGGAAGACCAUACAUUUUUGUAAAAUAUUCCAGGAAGCAAACAGCAGUAGCUCAGGUAAAACUCUGGGGCAAUGGAUCAGGUCGGAUAAAGAUCAAUUCGAAGGACAUAACUUAUUUUGAACGAACUCAUCAUCGCGAACAAAUAUUUACAAUCAAUUAUCAUUUUUUUAAUGAUAAAAAAAUAAAUAAUACAGUCUUCACAAGACUAUAG
Messenger RNA from Diachasmimorpha longicaudata, 633 nucleotides. RefSeq names its product small ribosomal subunit protein uS9m (gene mRpS9). Bases 1 to 633 code for a protein of 210 amino acids. The record is from RefSeq and is a predicted model, not a curated record. The transcript is spliced from 7 exons. Lineage: Eukaryota; Metazoa; Arthropoda; Insecta; Hymenoptera; Braconidae.